AUGGAGAUUCCUUGGAUCAAAUUGCUUCCAGGCUUGGAUAAGCAUGAGGCUAUUUUAAAUUCUGGUGGCUGCCAUGAAGAUGGUUAUGACCAUGAAACCAAAGGGGAAAUUGAUGCUCUUCAUAGUAUGGGAGGGCUGGUGUGCGUCUUGGUUUGCUUGCUGCCUUCCACUUUCUCCAAGGACUGCAUCUUUUGUGAAAUUACUUCCUCAACAAUAUGUCCUGGCCUCAGGAUGAGCUGCGCUGAAGACGAAGACUGCUUUGUGGGCGAAGGGGUGGCCUUGGGGGUUUCAGACAUCCUGAACAAGGGGUGUACCCGCUCCAUCAACUGUGGCAAAGAGCAACCUAUUGCCUACAUGGGUGUCACCUACAGCUUGGUCACCAACUGUUGUAAGGGGAAUUUGUGCAAUGGGGCUCAGUCCCUGAGACGCCCUUCCCUUUUCCUUCAGUUUGCCCUCAUCAGCCUCCUGAUGAGACUCCUCUGA
Molecule: messenger RNA, 483 nt
Organism: Protobothrops mucrosquamatus (brown spotted pit viper)
Lineage: Eukaryota; Metazoa; Chordata; Lepidosauria; Squamata; Viperidae
Gene: SPACA4
Product: sperm acrosome associated 4
Exons: 2
Coding region: 1-483 (160 amino acids)
Source: RefSeq, a predicted model, not a curated record